AUGAGGAUGGACGUAUGUCAAUGUACUCUCGCGUUACCCCCCCACCUGGAGGGACUUAUGGUCUCCUACGGAGCGCUGUUGGAAUACCGGGUCACGUAUACCGGGUCACGGGCUUCCGUGACCUUGGUGUACGGGGACCCGGCACCACUGAAGACUGGAAGAUGGAGGAGGAGGAGACGUGCGACAGGAAAGGCACAGGGGGAGCCAAAACCGGCGGCUAAAACGCCGGCAGGGACUCCUUCUGUUGCGCCGCCCACCGCCGUUCCCCGGAAGAAGACAGGAUCGGAAGAGGCACCAGCCCCGGACGUCCCGACUUCGACCAAAGGUCCGACUAGACCCACUCCACAGGCCAGGACUUCAGCGCCUCCGGUUGUGCCGCCGACUAUACAGGCAGCACCCGUUGAGGCGCAGGCCCGAAAGAUUGCCAUGGUGAAGCGGAAGGCAACCACUCCCCCGAGUGGCCAACCAGACAAGCCAGGCCCUCCGAGUCAACCACCGAAGCCGGACAUGGACGGUGAUGAGCCUUGGUCACUGAAGGCCGGCAAACUAACAGCACGCCACGCCCAGCUCUCCAAGACUAACAUCGAGGACGUCAACUUCCUCUUUACGCAACCAAAGCAUGAGGCCUUUCAACCACUACCAACGAGGCCGACAGAGGCGAGACUAUUGUUUUCACCACGUCACAAUGCGGGAUGGCCGAGGUAUCUGUUUUACAGUACGCCGAAAAGGAAUUUAUAA
This is a messenger RNA of Gigantopelta aegis, 738 nucleotides long. RefSeq names its product extensin-like. NCBI's taxonomy places the organism in Eukaryota, Metazoa, Mollusca, Gastropoda, Neomphalida, Peltospiridae. The transcript has a single exon. Bases 1 to 738 code for a protein of 245 amino acids. The record is from RefSeq and is a predicted model, not a curated record.